Amphiprion ocellaris (clown anemonefish) is the source of this 2357-nucleotide messenger RNA. It is a transcript of the gene map7d1a, whose product is annotated as MAP7 domain containing 1a. The record is from RefSeq and is a predicted model, not a curated record. Gene Ontology annotation, biological process: microtubule cytoskeleton organization. The transcript has 14 exons. Lineage: Eukaryota; Metazoa; Chordata; Actinopteri; Pomacentridae. The coding region runs from base 324 to 2342 and encodes 672 amino acids. Gene Ontology annotation, cellular component: microtubule cytoskeleton.
GAGCAGAGCAUCAGCUGUGGUGAGUCGGAGAGUAAGAAACUUCACUCCCUCCUCCUCUCUCGGUUUUCUCUCUCCCAAAUUCCCUCGGACACCUUUUUAUCUAACUUCUCACAGGAGCAGCUACCGGUGCCUCAGCCAACAAGCUGCAACUGGCAACGGUCUAGCUUUAUUUAUUUAUUUUGUCCUUUUCGGAACGUAUCUGGACGCUCACCGGAGGAUUUCCUGUCCUCGUCCGUUCAGGAGUGACUCGACCAAGUUUUCCCCCAUUCUGCCUAAGGAAUGAGAGCGCUGCUGGGAGGGAGAGCUGAAACUCGUAUGUUUGAAUGAACAAAAGAACAGAAAGCGAGGGCAUUGCCGCCGGAAUGGAGGAAAAUACUCUGCCAGAAGCAACAUAUCCUUGCUCAGUUAUCAACACAAACCCUACAAGGCCCGACCCAGAAGGGGAAAGCAGCCCCUUGAAGACCGACAAGACUCAGAGGAUGGAGUCUCCAGUAAAGAAAGAUUUAGACCGACGACUGACAACCCCCACAAAAUCAGAUGUCAUCCCUCGAUCGCCUGGGUCACCGGCAUCCCCCAGGUCAAAAAGAGAUGUCAUGAAGUCAGAAGAAAGGCAAAAACUUGCAAAAGAACGCCGGGAGGAGAAGGCCAAAUAUCUUGAAGAGCUCAACAAGUUACAAGCUGCCAAAAAGACCCAGUGGCUGGAGAAGGAGGAGAAGGCGCGGCAGCUGAGGGAGCAGCAGCUGGAGGAACGCCGCAGGAAGCUCGAGGAACAGCGGGUUAAAGCAGAAAAACGACGAGCAGCCCUGGAGGAGAGACAGAAACAGAAACUUGAGAAGAACAAAGAACGCUAUGAGGCAGCAAUCCACAGGUCAACCAAGAAGACAUGGGCAGAAAUCCGCCAGCAGAGAUGGUCAUGGGCCGGUGCACUAAGCCAGAACUCAAACCAGAAAGAAGGCAGAUGCUCUGUUUCAACGGUCAACCUGCCCAAACAAGUGGACUCUGUUAUAAACAAGCGACUCUCCAAGUCCUCUGCUACGCUCUGGAACUCCCCCAGCAGAACCCGUAGCCUUGCAUUGAGUCCAUGGGAGAGCAGUAUUGUUGACCGGCUGAUGACACCGACGCUGUCUUUCCUCGCUCGAAGCCGCAGUGCUGCUAGUGUUCUCAGCAAUGGCAAAGAUGGUCGUAAGUUGGAAAAAAACAUUAAAUAUUCUCUUCUCUGCCCACGUUCAGCCUCAGCCAGUCCGCUCACUCUGUGUGCCCACCAGCCCCACCACCGCUGCUCUGACCGCUGGAGAGUGACAUCCAGCACACCAGACAUCACCCAGCGGCAGCGUCGACGGAGCUCCACACCCAUGGACAAAAACAAGAAAGAAAAGAAAGACAAAGAACGAGAGAAUGAGAAGGAAAAAAGUGCCAUCACUAAAGAGAAAGUGCUGAAGAAGAGACAGUCCCUACCCAGCAUGAGACACAGACCUGAUCCAAGCCCUAGUCCUUUAUCAAGACAACGACCUGCAUCCCCAGCCACACCCAAGGGCAGAACAGCCUCUCCGAGCCCUGCUGCCUCCCCCAAGCCUCCAUCAACACGUGGAAGCCCAUCGACUCCUAAGGGCCGUCCAAAAAGGGCCAGGACCCCUGCCAGGAUAGAUCACCGGACCUCCUCCCCUGUCCCACUUGAGAGAGUAAAGGAGCCUCGUAGGCCUGCCACCCCAGAGGAGAGAAAAAGUUCCCCUGUGGUUCCUGCCAUCGUAGUAUCCUCAAGCGCUGCCACAGCUCAUACGUCAAGCACACCAGUAACAACCAGUGCCGCUUCUUCCUCCCCUGAGCCAGUUCAUUCUACUCCUUCUGUCCGUGCUGUGUCACCUGCACCCUCUCCCUCCACCAAGCCCAUGGCAGGCACCAACGACCCAGAGGAGGCUGCUCGCAUCCUUGCAGAGAAACGCCGGCAGGCCCGUGAGCAGAGGGAGAGAGAGGAGCAGGAACGUCGUGAACAGGAGGAGAAAGAGAGAAUCCUUAGAGAGGAGCGGAUAGCGAGGGAGGCAGAGGAAAGACAACGCAGGGAGGAGGAGGCCCGAGCUAUGGCCGAGGAACAGCGGAGGAGGGAUGAAGCUCAGCGGCUGCAGGAGGAGAAGGAGGCUGAGGAGAGAGCCAAAGCUGAGCAGGAGGAGAACCUACGCCUGCAGAAACAGAAAGAAGAGGCUGAGGCUAGAGCCCGGGAAGAGGCGGAGAAGCAGCGUUUGGAGAGGGAGAAACACUUCCAGAAGGAGGAGCAGGAGAGGCUGGAGAGGAAAAAGGUAGGGCAUUGGAUCCGUCCUCCCAUCAUUGUUCUUUCAGCCAGGUUUUAAAGUCACCUAUGUCAA